ACUAGCUCAAACAAUAAAGCCCACGUCCAUAGAGGAGCAGCACAUCAUCAUCCUUGGUAUGAGAAUUGUUCUCUUUGCGUCACGUCUCCCCAAGCAACCGGUGCCGCCGCGCCCCCGCUGCUCUUUGUUCCACACGAAUAAUACGCUCGUUCCACCACCAGCUACGGAAGACCUCUUUGCCGCUAACCAUCUCCUGAACGCGCACGCUAAGCGCGGCCACAUGCGCCUCGCCCACCAAGCGUUCGCUGAAAUGCCUCACAAAAAUGUGGUUUCUUGGACAAUUCUGAUUUCGGCAUAUGCUCGAUCCGGGAAGUUGGCCGAAAGCUUCCGUUUGUUUUCUCAGAUGCUAUCCUACUGUUGGCCCAAUGAAUUUGCUUAUUCAAGUCUUCUGUCUGUGUGUGAUUACCCCCACGGCGUCCAAAUACACGGGUUUGCUCUCAGAACCGGGUUUGAUGCUUCGAUUUACGUGUCCAAUGCUCUUAUGACAAUGUACUGGAACAGCCACAGUUGCACCGCGGGUGUGGACGCUUGGAGGGUGUUUGAUGCAAUGCACCUUUGCAAUAUUGUUACGUAUAAUUCCAUGAUUGCAGGGCUUGGAAUGCACGGACAAGGUGAUACUGCCAUGAAAUUUUUCACAAUCAUGCUUCGAGAUGGUAUGGAGUUUGACCGUACUACAUUUCUGACCUUAAUUUCUUCACUUUGCGCUAUUGAUGGGGGGAGCAGCAAGAUUGUGGGGCUUCAGCGUUGUAUGCAAUUGCAUUCUAUUAGUGUUAAGGCAGGUUUCAACGAUGUGGGAGUGGCAACUGCCCUAAUCAAAGUUUAUUCUUCUCUUGGGCAAGAUAUUGACGCUUGUCGAAAGUUAUUCUCAGGCACGAGUGAUAUGUAUCGUGACAUCUUGCUGUGGACUGCCACUAUGACAGCUUUUGCUGAAAGGGAGCCUGAACAAGCUCUGUCUCUGUUUAAUCAGAUGCGUAGGCAGGGUUUAUGCCCAGAUUGUUAUGUAUUUUCAAUAUUGCUGAAAGCUUGUGCAGGGUUGGUGAGGGAAAUAAAUGCAUCUGCUGUGCAUUGUCAAGUGGUUAUUACCGGAUUUGCAGACAUCUUAGAGAUUGGCAAUGCAUUAAUUCACGCAUAUGCGCGAAGUGGUUUGAUAGAUAAUGCUGAGCAAGUAUUCUGUGAAAUGCCAUCAAGGGAUGUCAUCGCCUGGAACUCAAUGUUGAAGGCAUAUGCAGUGCACGGCAGAGCUGAAGAAGCACUGGCUUUGUUCAACCUAAUGGAUGUGGCACCGGAUGAAACGACCUUUGUUGCCGUGCUAUCAUCUUGCAGUCAUGGUGGAAAGGUGAACGAAGGACGUGAGAUAUUUAACAGCAUGUCUGAGAAAUACGGCAUCGCAGCUCACCUUGAUCACUAUGCUUGUAUGGUUGAUAUGCUGGGGCGAUCUGGACACCUUUCAGAGGCUGAAAGCGUCAUAAACAAGAUGGCAUUGCAGCCAGAUUAUGUUAUUUGGAGUGCUUUUCUGGGAGCAUGUCGGAAACAUGGAGAAACAAAACUGGCCAACUUAGCAUCAUCAAAGCUGAAGGAAUUGGGUCCAGAAAAUUCACUGGGAUAUGUUCUGACGUCAAAUAUUUACUGCUUGGCUAGCAGCUUUGAUGAAGGGGGUUCUGUAAGAAGGAAAAUGGAUAGAGUAGGUGUCAGAAAGGAACCUGGUCUGAGCUGGACUGAAGUGGGUAAUCAAGUGUAUGAGUUUGCUUCUGGGGGGCGGAGACACCCUCAGUUGAAAGCAAUACGUGGCCAUAUGCAGGAACUAUUGAGGCAGUUGAAGGAAAUUGGAUAUGUUCCCUACACAAGCUCAGUCUUUUUCGAUGUUGAAGAAGAGCAUAAGGAGGAACAACUGUAUCACCACAGUGAGAAGCUGGCACUGGUUUUCUCUUUGAUGAAUUAUCCUCGUGGUCGCGGGAAUGUCAUCAAAAUUAUCAAGAAUAUACGCAUCUGUGAGGACUGCCACAACUUCAUGAGGCUGGCAUCUAAGCUUGCGGAAAUGACAAUCGUUGUAAGAGAUGCUAACCGAUUUCAUCAUUUUAAGCGGGGAGCGUGCUCUUGCAAUGACCAUUGGUAAUUGCAGGUGCAAUGGUCACUGAUUACCCCUACCUAGUUUAUAUGGAAGACAAAAAUCUGUAUCAUAGAUAUAUAUAUAUAUAUAUAAUAUCACUGCCUUGUGCUGGACAAGCUACAUUCAUAAGGAUGACAGAAGAUUUGAAGUGGAGUUGGGAAGACCUUUAUUUAUUAAAGCAGGGACUAUAUCAAUUUUAUUUUGCACAAAAAGAAACGUCUGUGAAGAACUGGAAUCGGAGAAGUGGGCAUUCAAUUCCACACUUUGUGUUUAGGCAUGUACUUUCGCGGGAGUGGCGGCCGGGCUAUAUAUGUUAUCUGUUAUGGUGUGCAAUUGGAUGCGCAGUCUCUCGUCUUCUUCUGCUCAACUGCAGCAACAUAUAGUUAGUCAGAUCAGAUGGAAAUAAUUAACUAACAUGAUAGUUGGAGAAGAAGAUUGAGCGUACUUACCAACGCUGCUGAAAUGAUUGCAGAGAUGAUGGGGGUGCGGGGGAAGGCAAUGCAGCGGGCAGUAUUUUAUGCAGGCUGCCACACCAACGCCACCGAUUUUGCAUUCUCUGAGGCAGUCCUGAAUGCAAGUCCCUGGUGGGAAAUGCAGGUUGGCACCAACCAUUGACACUCCAGAAAUCAAACCCAGCACAAGUAUCAAAUCAACUAUUCUCCUCAUCACCACCAUCAUCCCAUCGAAGAAUAUCAUUCGUGAAGGAACAAGGCUGCUGGUCAGAUGAGGUGGCCCUUUUAUAAUCACAACUCACACAAGUAAAAACAACCGGGGUUCAUAUAUAUGAGCCAAACGGUGUCGGGGCAUGGAGAGAAAAGUUGUGCCCAAGUAGUGAUGUUUGAAAGUAAGAUGCAAAAUGCAGUAUGUGAGACUAGACAAAGACAAGUAGUUGUGAUCACAGGUGUGCUUUUAAACAGCUGUUAUAGGACCCCGAUGCCACUCAUGUCAUGUGCAACGCACGAGCAUCAAGAUUCCUUUUUUUAAAAAAAAAAAAAAAAACACAUCCCUUCAGCACUGUAUACAAAUUCAGCGCACCCCAGCAAAGUAUGCCAGGGGUCCGACAAUUGCGGCAUUGAUAUAUGUAGCAGGCUCCGAAUGGCUGUAGUCUGUCCGCUCAUCAGGGAAGAAAUCAUUGUCGUUAGGCCCUCCAACAAUGGCGCCCGUCAAGAUGUUCGGGUUGGGAUUGGAGGUGUAGAAGAAUGGCUGAAAGCCAGCCUCACAUCCAAAGGAUUGGGGAUGAAGUGUGACGGAGGGCAAAGAGGACCCCCGGUGGUGAAUCCUCCUGGGAUAACGGGGGCCGUAUCCCACCAUGUACGACAUGUUCAUGGGAUUGCCUCCGAGGAUGUAGUCUACUUGCCUCCUGGCAAGGCUCCUCAGGGUACUGGAAGUUAUGA
Molecule: messenger RNA, 3501 nt
Organism: Andrographis paniculata
Lineage: Eukaryota; Viridiplantae; Streptophyta; Magnoliopsida; Lamiales; Acanthaceae
Product: pentatricopeptide repeat-containing protein At1g71420
Exons: 2
Coding region: 59-2113 (684 amino acids)
Biological process (GO): RNA modification
Molecular function (GO): protein binding; RNA binding; zinc ion binding
Source: RefSeq, a predicted model, not a curated record